Messenger RNA from Bombus huntii, 9559 nucleotides. RefSeq lists its product as uncharacterized. The transcript is spliced from 23 exons. The coding region runs from base 1518 to 7016 and encodes 1832 amino acids. Lineage: Eukaryota; Metazoa; Arthropoda; Insecta; Hymenoptera; Apidae. The record is from RefSeq and is a predicted model, not a curated record. Gene Ontology annotation, molecular function: guanyl-nucleotide exchange factor activity.
AGCGCGCAGAGCCCCGGCACGUCGACGUCGGCUCCGUGGAAACGGCAGAUAUUUUGACAGUACGCCGCCCUGCAUCCUCCGCUCGGUGCCACCCUCGUCGUCACUCCUCUCUCGCGCCCCACUGAACUUUCCGAUUCUUCAUCUCGCGACAAAGACAAGGAACAUCCGGUGCAAAGGUCGAAAGAUAGGAGUUUGUGUCGAUGGCGUUGUACCAUAGCGCCACUUUCGGAAUCAGGUCAGUCGAUAGACGUCGAGGCGAGUUUCGCGAGAGUGUUGGUGCGCUCGUGUGCUCGUAGAAUGAAUGUUCUGGUGGCCUCCAGGGGCGGAGGAGGGCCCAGAGAUUUACGUGGAUCGACGAACGAAAGUCGUGUCACGAGACAUCGCGUCGUAGAGGUUUGGUCAUCGGCGAGGGAUGGAAAGAUGGCACGCGAGCUCGUCGGCUGCACGAGCGAUGCGAGGGUGCGGGAAUCGUCGCGUUGAUCAUUCCGCCGCCGCGUUCAUCGAUCGCCCGCGAUAAAAGCCGAAUACCGGUGUCACGGUGCUCGAGGCGUGUGAAACAGUGACAAAAGCAGCGAGGUGGCCCUCGAUGCGUCCUUCGUACGUCUUAAUUAUGUUUCGAAUGUGUCGUCGUGUUUAAGUAGCGUGAUGAAUGCUUCGUUAUGAAUACCACGUCCGGUGGUGGGAUUUUCGCGAUUCUCCAUCGUGAAGGAGUGACGUGUAAACGCUGUCGGUCGAACGUCUCGCAAAGGAUCGGUGAAACGAUAUUAUUAACGAAACAGGAGAAGGGGAAUGAUACUCGAGGGAAAAAAUGAUGCUCUUAACGCGAGUCUGUUAGAAGACUGUUUCGUGCAUCGUUGAUUCGUUGAUGGUCAGUGGUGGAACGAAAGAAAGAAAAAGACAAGGAGGAGGGAGAAGAAAGGAGCGAGAGUAUAAGAAAAGGAAAAAUCAGUAGACCUUGGCGGCGAAUCUCUCGGCGUUAAACCGUUCUCUCGAGCGGGUCUGGACGGAUCCCGCGUUGUUCGCGUGUAUUCCAAGUGGGCGGAUGCCGCUGUCCAUACCAAGGACACGUAUCCUCGGGCGCGAGACCGCAGAACAAUGAGGAUUUCAACGUGGAGGCUCGCGAGGAUGCCGUGUCGGGAAUGCAGAGUCCAUAGCGUCUCGUGUCGGUCGUGUCUUUCCUCGUCGUCGGCGUCGUCGUUCCCGUCAACAAGACGCGUCAACCAAACCUAGCUUGGUCUUCGUUCCACGACGACGAAGAAGGACGAGGCGACCACGAGGACGCUGUCUCGUGUGUACUCGUGUUGUGUGUGCGUGUAUGCUCCGUGUGUUGCAGCGGCGUGGGAAUAAAUCGACCACCUAAGCCAGGGUGACACGAGCGUAGAAGUACGAAGAGAGGAAGAAAGGAAGAAAGAAAGAGAGUGAGAGAGAGAGAGAGAGAGAGAGAAACAGAGAACGAAGACGAAAGGAGUCGCGGGAGGACGAAGCACGAUAAAAGAGAGGCUAACGAGGCGAACAGGAUGAGUCACUUCGACUGGAAGCUGCUGCGCCGGAAGAAGGUAAUACCGGCGGAGCGUCGUAUGCCAGAGCGAGAAGAGACCUGGACGUUGGCCCCGGACCAACACGACCCAUGUUCCUUCUUCGACGACAUCUCCGAUGUCAAAUCCAAACCAGUCCACGAUGUGGAUCCCACGCAAUCUCGGAUUGUCGGAGAUACGGGUGAAACCGGCGAGCACCCAGAAGGUGGGACCUUACCACGUAGCCAAGAAACCAGGAAGAGCAAAACGAAAAAAGUGAAAAGUUACCUGAGGAAGUGUAAGGGCGCUCUUUCCAAAGGCGACGAAGCUUCCUCGGACAAGAAGCGUCACGAACACUGUACCUCGUGGUACCUGGACGAGUCUCACCAAGAGGAUCUCGACGUUCUCUUACAGAAACAGUCAGAAUAUCUGGACGAUAGGAUCGUGGAAGCGCAAGAAGCUUCGAAUCUGAUACCAGACGAGACCUUGGAAGACACUCCAUUACCAAUUGAUACAUUACCAACAACUGAUCCUCUGAUAAAUCCCACGAAAGAGGACGAUCGCGAGGACCCUGACGACGAAGCUCUGACAAGACUAACCGAGGAUGAACCUAACGAAACGAGUGACUUGAGAAGAAGCCGGACAUCCGUGUACGAGGAUGCUAGAGAUUGCAUAAACGAUCGAGAGUGUACGGUAGAAGAAUCUUGCGUAUCCGAUAAGCCCCAGAGAAACGAUGCAGUGUCUCUGGAAACUCUGACCACGGAAGAUACGAAUUUGAACAAGUGCGACUCGAACGACACUCUGAUAGCGGAAGUGGCGGCUAGUGGACCGGACAGCCCGUCACUGGUCGACGUUGAGGAGGGAAAGGAGGAAGAAACGCGCGACCAGGAGGUGGACGGUGAAACACCGAACGCACUGUCUCUGCUCGGGGGUCGCGGAGAUGUCGCAUCGCUGGUCCGGAACUUGCUCGGACCGAUUUACGGCGAUGGCGUUAUCAAUCUGCUGAUAAGACAGGCCCGGGACAUCCUGGUGUGCGCUUAUCACGGCAACUUGGAGAACUUCCUCAGGACUUAUCUGUCACCAGCCGCGUCCCUUCUGGCGGAAGUGAAGUCUGUCGCCUCCGAAACGGGAAACGAGUCGGUGGUACCGGAAGGCUGGCCUCUGACGUUGGGCAGACGUGGCCUCGUCCUGCAGCUAGGAGAGCUCGAAGCCUCCGCACUACGUCUCGGGGAAUGUUACCUCUGCAUACGCAGCGCAGCUGCAGUUGCAACCACCUCGGGGAGCGGCGAAGUUGCCGCUGGUGAAACCGACGAGCGAAAUACCGUCGAGAUCGCAGUAGUUUGGCGAACGACGUCGAUGAGGGCUCCAGGGUUCCUCGGUUGGGACCGCGAGGAGAAGUUCAUGGACUGGCGGGAGGUGUCUCGAAAGGGGCAGGGGAGCACCGGUGCGGCGAGCAGCAGCCUGGCUGGGCCGCAAUCGUCGAGUACCGUGAAGAGCAUGCGGCCCAGGCGACGUUCGCGCGAGGAGGUUCGCUCGAGGACGCGCGAGCAGGGCUACGCGUUCGAGCAUCGCCGCGAGGAGACUCGAUCGAUAGAUCGGCUCGAGUGCAAAAGUUCGAACGAUAAUCGCGACGUCGACUCUGAGGUGGACAGCGGUCACGCGGUCAUGAAGUCCAGGUCGACGUCGAGCGUGGGCACAUGGAAGGCGGAGUUGGAGGCCGCUGAAUCGAACGGGACGUCGACGCGGGCCAGCUUGAACCACUCGUCUAGUCUUUCCAGCGACGAGAGUCGCGCUAAAGUGAAGAGAUGCGCCAAAGUCGUCUCGUCGAUGACAAUGGAGAAAUGGAAGGAGACCGCCAGGUGCGAGACCAGGAGCAAAGCGCUGGCUCCCGAUCACUUGAAGACCCCCCUGCGACUGGAUCAGGCUGUCCUCGAGCAGAAGCAAGAUGGAAAUAUCGCUGGAGACGUGGAAAACAGGCUGCAGAACCACCGAAACGUGGAUGACGUUGGUGACGACGAGUUGCCCACGUUUAUUGGAAAUCUUCUGGUCUCCGUAGAGAGGAAGAUCGAAAGGGUUUCGCUGGAUGAUUUAACGUUCCCUUGCCCAGCGUGCAGGAAUAUAGACACGGAUGACCCUCUACUGGGGUGUAGGUGCGCUGGAGAUGAUUGCAGCUGUGGAAACGGAGAUGAUACUUGCGAUUGUUCGUCAUUGAUAAAGAGGAAGGAACAGUCGACGAGGAGCUUCGAGAUCGCCGGGAUUAAACAUAUCGACAGCGACGACGAGGAAGAAGUUCGGAUGGGAUUCGGAACGAAAAAGAGAGUGGACGACGUGGUAGCGCCCAGGACCAUUCACGACAUACCCGAACAUGUUCUCACGUGCGGCCUCACGCUUCCUGGUUGCACGGAUGCCUACGGCAGACCCGUUCUCGAGUUCGAGGACGAGCCGACCAGAAGGGAGACCCUGUCUGUUAAGGAAGUGUCGUCGUUUCUACUCUACCUCGCCCGUUUGCCCAGCUCCGAUGUCGCGAAGAACGGAUUCACCCUUCUGGUUCGUGGAUACGUCCCGGAGUGCUUGGAAUUUCUCGACAAGGUUCUCACUCUUUUGCAGGGACGAGUAAAUGUUUCUCAAGCAUUGCUUCUGCAGAACUUUGUCGCUGAAGAGUCAACCGAUUCCCAGUUACCUCUGAGUCGCGUUAAGACGAUCGUCGUGGACGAGGGCGCUUUGAGAGAGCACAUUCCCAGGCGAGAGCAGAACCACGACCAGGCUCAGUGGAUCGCGUUUUAUAAGGAAUACGAUGGACUAAUGACGGAAUGGCAGGCGGCAGGACGCAGGCUGGCCCUCGAGAUGUCGGAGUUGAAGGAAUGCAGCAGUCUAUCUGGCACGUUGACGCCUCUCGGUCGGCUCCUGACGGACCCCACAUUGAGAAGAACGUCGAGAGAUGCCGAGGAGGCGAUCACCUCGCUGGAGGAACGCGCGGCACCGCUUUUGCACCUUGAGCACGUUAGAUUGUCGGUGAAACGCGCACGGAGAUUAGUGGAGGAAGUGGGAAACGCAGCCACCAGGCUGGAAUCGUCGUUCGAGACCCGACGCGCCACUAUUCGGAAUCUCGCGGUUCUCAGGAGCAUCGAGGAUCAGGCGCAUGAGGUACUAUCCUGGUUCUGCAAGAAAGGCGACGACGUACUAUCGAAACACGCGCAACAUUCUGCGACCAAUCUAUCAGCGGCGCGACUUCACGAGAGAGAAUUCGAGAAGUUCUACUUCACGUCGAUGAGACAUCUUGACAAAGGAAGCGACCUUGCCGAGGCGGCGAGUGCGAGUGGACUUCGCGAACUCGCGAGAUCCUUGAAGCAUCACCUUCGAGGAUUCGGUUCCCGUCUGGAGGACAGGCGCGAAUACCUCGAAGACACAUCGAGAUGUUGCCUGCUUCAGGAUCGGGCGUACGAGUGGGCCCAGGAGGCUCGUCUCGCUGGCGAACGGGGGGCCCAGCAGUUUCUGAUGGCCAGACCACCCCUGCCUCCCGAGCAUUUCACGGAAAUGAUGGCGCUCGCCGAGAAGCUCGGUAACGAGAUUCUCUUGGAACAAUGCCGCAUCGCCAGGAACAAGUGCGCGGAAGCGCUGGAAAUGGCGAGGACGACUUCCGCACCUGGCAGUCCAGCCAGGAGGAGAUCCUUCGCCGCCUCGGAGUCUGCUACCUCCUGGGAGGACAGUUUGACGAAGAGAACUUCGUGGGAUGACAGCGACAGCAGCGCAUCGUACGCUUGUCCCAUGGAGAGUGUAGGAUCGGCAGGAAGCGGCGGUCGACCGGUACUGGACAACAUCGCGGAGCUUCGAGAGAGCGCCGAACAGCUGCUCGAUUGCUCUCCUCCGCGAACGCCACCCCGAAGCCCUGCUCCACGAAGGCUGGUCAAGCCACCGGUGAACUCACACCUUCACAGAGCUGCCAGCAUUGCCCCUGGAAUGAAGGCCAAAAAGACAAUACUGCUCAUAAUGAGGGAAAUGAUACAGACCGAGCGGGACUACGUAAAGUCUCUCGAGUAUAUAAUAGAGAAUUAUAUUCCGGAGCUGGUGAGGGAGGACAUUCCUCAGGCGCUCAGGGGACAACGCAACGUGAUCUUCGGUAACGUCGAGAAGAUAUACGAGUUUCAUAGUCAGCAUUUCCUACGGGAACUGGAACAGUGCGAACAGUCGCCAAUGAACGUGGGACAAUGCUUCCUCAGACACGAGAAAAAAUUCUACCUUUAUGCACUGUACAACAAGAACAAACCAAAUUCCGACUCCCUGAUGGCCGAGUACGGCACCGCGUUCUUCAAGCAGAAACAACUCGAGCUCGGUGACAAGAUGGACCUUGCUAGUUACCUAUUGAAGCCGGUUCAACGAAUGGGAAAGUACGCGCUACUGCUACAGCAGCUGGUCAAAGCGGGCACCGAUCUCUCGGAACAAAUGUCCGGUAAAGACGAGAAGGAUGAGAAGGACGACGGUAUGAAGCCGAUGGUCGAAGGGGAGGCGGACUUGAGGGCGGCUGAGCAGAUGGUACGAUUCCAACUACGUCACGGAAACGACCUGCUGGCGAUGGAUUCCCUUCGAGAUUGCGAUGUGAACGUGAAAGAACAGGGCAGACUACUUCGUCAAAACGAGUUCUUGGUGUGGCAGGGUAAAGGCAAGAAAUGCUUGCGACAAGUUUUCCUGUUCGAAGACCUUAUUCUCUUCAGCAAAGCGAGAAGAUUCCCCGACAGAAAGAACCUCGAUAUUUACAUCUAUAAGCACAGCAUCAAAACGACGGACAUCGGGUUGACCGCCGUGAUCGCGGACUCACCUACGAAGUUCGAGAUUUGGUUCCGCAAGAGGAAACCAGGCGACACGUACACGUUGCAGUGUGCAAGCGAGGACAUUAAGAAAGCCUGGACGGAGGAACUGAGCAACCUUUUAUGGAAACAGGCGCUGCGAAACAGAGAAGUGCGCCUGGCAGAGAUGUCGAGCAUGGGCAUCGGAAAUAAACCUUGUUUGGACAUUAGGCCUAGCGCGGAUCAGAUCAAUGAUCGUUCUAUCAGUGUAGCUCAACUCUCGAAAACAGCACCUAGAUUUAGAAACUCGAUAGCGGUAUCAAUGUCAGAGGACUCGGGACGCUGCAGCAGGAGGCCGCACAGUGUAAUUUCCGUAAGUUCGUCAUCGAGUAGCGGCGGAAGUAGCGGCCCCCCGACGACGUUGAAUCUCGGUUUGGAUACAAGUCCUCGACCUCAUCAUCGUAGUACUACGCUCAACAGUCAGUGCAGUGUUGAAAGCGGCAUAAUAGCCGAUAUUUCAAUCGUUUCGGAUGAUGGUGGCGAUGGAACUGAGAGAAGUCACUGGAACUCGACUCUAGAAAGUCCCACGUCCCAUCUACCAACGACGUCGACGCCUCUUCAAUCACCGACCAGCGCAACCGCGACAGCAACAGUUACCUCGGCUUCUUCGUCCGAUACGAAUCUCACCCCUUACGACCAAGACAUGUCCAUUAAUUUAUAAGUGUCACCCCUGAAAAGGGCGGCACGGCUCUGAUAUAAAAGAGUAUAUAUUAUAUACAUACGUGUUGUCGAUUCACUUGCAAGUUGUCUUAUAGUGAAUGCAGUGUGACUCACUCGAAUUGCAUAAAAUUUUUCAUUGGAAAGUGGCGACGACCACGUGCGUGUAACUGGAUAGAGAGUACUAGAGCGCAUAUUUUUCUUGGGCAAUCGUAGUUCGAUGAAUGACCACGAGCUAUAAGAUGGCAUGUAACAACGCCGUAAACACAGUCCAAUAGAUCGCUGCAUUACGCUUAUCACGUGAGUUCCGUCACGAGCGUCUGUUGCAAAACGUUUAAUGUGAAUCCUGUUUUAUGUGACAGAGUUCGCAAAGAGGCACACAUACACAUACACAGACACACCCUAAACACCCACAAUAUACCUUGUGUCCCAGAGAGCUCAACUUUCAAGUGAAUUUAUCUUUUGAUACGCUUCGAAUUUCAUUGAUCUAGGCGAUCGCAUAUAUAGUUGUCACGUCUGAAUUUUAUAAACCAUUGAUUUUUCAGAAGUAACGGCGACGUGUAUUUUCUUAUACUAUCUCCUCGAAUCCACCAACGUGCUCAAGAGAACGAUCAUAGAUACAGAUGUGUUCCGACAGAAUCUAUAUGUGUAUGGCUGCAUGCUUCACGAUGUGCUGCAGUGUUGUAAACAGCAUACACCGGUUGCCAUUAACUCUCAUUAACAUUGGCAUUCCUGAUCAAUCAGCGACUGAGAAUAUUAUCUUGGAUUUACCGACCAUUCGUUUAUGGUACUUUUAUACUUUAUUUAUAUGCGUAGUGAAUAAAUAUCGAUAUUCCAUGUCCACAUUGUGUUCGCGCUUAUUACGAAAUGAGGACGUUAUCGUUAAAUAACGUCACAGUUCGAGAAUACGCAGAUUAUUUUUUCCUUUCCUUUUUUUCUUUUUUUUUUUUUUUUUAAUGAAACACCUGAAGACUAGUUCUCGUUUCGUCUUCUCUUCAGGUAUUCCAUUAGUUGCCAAGAUCAUUGUUCGUUUCCUUGUCGAAUGCGCUUCCGACCAUAAAUGAACGCAUCCCUUCAGGAAUGUCAAAACAAUGCGCACACAUACAUACCAUUUUGUAAUAUAAUGUAAUAUUAAAGGUUUAUACGACAUAGCCGCAAGUAAUAUAACCGAUAGUCUAAAUAUUAUUUCCAGAUUAUAUAUUAAAUAUAUAUAAUAUUAUAUUCUUUUUAUGUCAGUCAUUUGUAAAACCUUUUAUCACCUGUAGAUGUAAAUCUAACUCUGGCCUGUACACGAAAGCCAAAUUUUACCCUCACUUUUUUCUUUUUCUUUCUUUCUUUUUCUCUAUUUUUCUCUUUUUUUAUUUACAAAGCAAAAGAAGUAACUUACGUUUGAGCGAUGUUUUUCUCUCGUUUCACUAUGUGGACGUCUUAGGGAAGCUUAGAUUGAGCUUAACUGAAGACCCUUCAUACAUAACGCGCAUUUCUCAUGCCAAUUUCUUUUUGCUCGAGAAGCUUGACGUUUGUAACUGUGCAGGUUCGAUUAUGGUUCGUUGACUGAUGCUUGUAGCACAAAAUGGAAUUCGUACAUCGCCGUAAUAUACAAUCUCGUUGUGCUGUAAUUAAAUAGUAUAUGCGAUAAAGAGCUUUGCGUCAUAUUCCAUCUAAAAACUUCAAUCAAGAGCACACAAUCACCUGUACAGGUUCCGACCAACAUAGUCACGUGCUCAUUGAGCUAGCGACCGAAGAAAGGAAAAUCACGUUGGCGCAUGUAGCAAUCAGCAAUUAUCCCGUUAUAUAAUUCUGUAUUGUUACGCUGCUUUCAAGCGAGUCAGUUGAUCAAGCCAUUGUUAAUGCCAAGGUCUGCCAAGGUAUUUUGAAUGAUACCUUAUGGACAGUGACCAAAACUUCGUUUAGUUUGUAAUUUGGGAUCGAUCGAAAAAGAAUUAAGGUAUUUAGAAAAUGUAGUUGUAGACGAUAGUUCGGUAUGAGAAAAAUUUAUGUCCCGGCACAGUCUGAUGCACUCCCACGUAUCGUUUACUAUUAUUUGCGAGUCGUACUUUUAGUUGUAUUAUACCAUACACACCGUGAAUUAUUUUCGAGAAUCGAAAUUUAUCGAAUGUUCGAUGUAUCGAGGAAGAAAAUCGAGAGCAUGCCAUAUAAAAUCGGUGCAUCCGGCUGAGCAUCCCGCUCUUCGAAAGUGACACUAAGCGAGACAAAAAGUAAAUAAUUUUCUAUUUUCUCCGUGAUUCUUUGUUUGGUAUUGCUUUUGAAUUUGGGAUGUCGAAUUAAACGACGAGAUAAUAAGGGAUAACACGGUACCUUAAGAUACCGAUAGUCACUUAAUUGUACACGCUCGUAGAUAUUUAUUAAUAUUUUUUUAAGUAGAUCAUUUUAGUCUAUAGAUUUAAGUAUCCGCAUCAUUAUAACGAAAUGUAUAUAUUAUAUAUUUACAUUAAUAACAUGAUUAUUUCAGUAUUGUACUGUGUCUAACACCGAUGUAUUUUAUUACUUGCUAAAUAUACCGUAUUGGGUGCCUUUUGUAGCGAA